GAUUAGUCAUUUCCGAUCCUGUAUUGAGAUAAAUUCAACAUAUCUAAUGGUACACUCAAAUUGCAUAGAAGUACAAUAUUAGUAAUUUCUCAAUGUUAGAAAUAAAUUAAUAAAUUGACAUAUCAAGAUACAGUUGAAUUAAGUAAUAAUGCAAAAUUCAGAAUAAAAACCUAGAAAACUUUGAACGACAUAAAAUUAAUUCUUCGACUGCCCGUUCUGUAAAAGAAGAGGACGCUAAAAUCAAUCUUGAAUUUCUAGAUCGGUAAGACAGUUUGUGUAUUGUGACAGUUUAUCCUCGUACAGCUCAGAAGUCUGUGAUCUUCGUUUAUUCCUCUACCUCAUCGAUAGCAAUAUUAUGUCAAAAUAAUGCAUUUUAGAUUUUGAAAGCUCUAACAUUGUAAAUUAUGAACCGCGUUGAUUUGAAAGUUGUAUUGUUGGGUGACGCAAGUGUAGGAAAAACAAGUCUCGUAAGACGUUACAAAAACGGAACGUUUACUGAAGAGAUCUUUUAUCAAGGAACUAUAGGCGCUGCGUAUGUAUCUAAAAAAAUAGAGCACAAUGACAAAUCAUUUAUUAUGGGAAUAUGGGAUACGGCGGGUGGUGAAAGGUACGAUGCAAUGACUAAAAUAUAUUACCGUGGUGCGAAAGCUGCAGUAGUGUGUUAUGAUAUAACAAACUUGAAGACCUUCCAAAGGGCAAAGUUUUGGAUAAGAGAACUAAGAGUUAUUGAAGAUGCAUGUAAAAUAUAUAUUUGUGCCACAAAAAAAGAUUUGUUAGAGCUUGGUGCAAUUGCAAAUCCUGAUAUAGAUGUUGUAGAAACAUAUGCUAAAGGUGUCCAAGCUAAAUUCUUUACAACAUCCAGUAAAACUGGAGAAAAUGUUGAUGAAUUAUUUAAUGUAAUUGCAUAUGACUUCAUUGUUGACAAUCCAAGUGUUCUAAAUGAAAGAGAAGCAAUUAAUAUAAGUACUGAGCCUGAGAAAAGAUCUCAUUGUUGUUCAUAGACAUAAGGAAAUCAAUAUUAAGUAUUGUUGCAAUUCUUUUAUGUCAGUACCUAUUAACGACAUGUUCGUGUAUUAUGUACUGAACUUUGAUACAUUAUUACACAAGUAAUAACAUAUAGUAAAAGUAAAGAAAUCAUUACUUUUAAAUAUUACUUGCAAAUAUAUGUCCAGUUUCCUAGUAUUGUAUUCACUUCGUCAACGACGUUUGUAUCUUUAAGAUAAAUGUUAAUCCAAUUUACCUUGUGCAAUAUAUCUUGAUAUAAUCUAAAAAUGUAAUUUCGAAAUACAAUAUUUUUAUUACUUAAAAUAUUUAUAGUACAUAUUAUUUUGAAAUGAAGCAAUGAUGUUAGAACUGUGGAAUGGUCUUAUGUUUGUUCCAUACUUUAUUCAAUGUUUUUGUUUGGCAUAAGAAAAUUUGAGACAUUCACAUUGACCCUAGAAAAUUGCAAUAAUAAAUAUUAUUACUUAUAUAAAAACAAACAAUUGUAAACACUUCAAUAGACGGUUCUUACUUUCAUAUUAUGAAACUCAUUCUUAAUUAUUGCUUCAUUACAUCUAUUGCAAUGUGCUUGGCUGUGCAAUAUCAUCAAUGUGCAAAGAACAAUUAGUGCUGAGUCGAUAUUAUUGCAUACUUAUUCACACCAUUAGAGAGGUAGAACCGUUGUGCAAAUUUCUCUAACUUUUUCAUAAAUAGCAAAAAAUACAAAUCCGUUAAUCGUAAAGCCAGUCGUUCGGGGCAGAAAACCUGCAAAAAGUCUAAGAAAUACAACAACAAAAAUUAUUAUGUGAAAGAAUAUUGAUACUCAUAAAAAAAUUAUUGACUACAUACCCUCUAACACCGUUUUUUCUAUAAACAUCCUUUAACAUUACAGAAAUUCUGGUCUCCUCUUUUUUUUCAUUAGUAUUUGAUAACAUUAUUCUCGUUUUUGCAACGUCUAGGGGCGUUGUCAUAACAGUAGUUAUGGCCA
Nomia melanderi (Alkali bee) is the source of this 1969-nucleotide messenger RNA. Its product is annotated as ras-related protein Rab-24. The record is from RefSeq and is a predicted model, not a curated record. Gene Ontology annotation, molecular function: GTPase activity; GTP binding. NCBI's taxonomy places the organism in Eukaryota, Metazoa, Arthropoda, Insecta, Hymenoptera, Halictidae.